UUCAUAAAGCAUUGAAAAUAAUUUACAUCUCAGUCACUCAACUGCAAUUAGGUAUAAAUUCCAAUAUAUUGUUUAUUUGUAGUCAUACUAUACUUGACAAAAUUUAAACGUUAUUGUUUCAUAAUAAGGACAAUAGUAAGAUGUGACUUGCUCUGGGUUAUGGGAAUCUUGAAAUGGUUGCUGUCUUGCCAUUUCUAAAAUGGUAUGCUUUUACAUUUUAGUAGUCUCAUUAAAAUGUUUGAGAUAUUUUUUAUUUUAUACCAUCUUUCUUUUAGGCCAGACUAGCCUAGAACUCACAACAUCACUCAGGCUGUCCUUGAAUGUGGUAAUCCUCCUGCCAUGGCCUCCUCAGUGCUAAGCCACCAUACCUAGCAUGGAUAUGACUUACCAGAGAAUAUAAACCACAAUGUAUUCCCAAUAUCGUUAUCAGCUACAGUGCCCUUCCAUGUAGUAGCCCACAAAAGCUUCCUAGUGAGAUCUGAGCUUGCUUUACACAGCAAGAUUGUGUUAGGGGAUUCCUUGACCACAUGCACGGUUACCAGGUGUCUGGGAUGGUCUGCACUUGGCUGCACUGGAGGGAGAUCUUUUGCUCCAUCCCUUGGAAUUCCUUUAAAAGCCCUUUAGUAGAGAAAGAAGGAGCUGGUGGAUUUUGAUUCAGGUCCUGCCGAGGCUAUCCUGUGUUUCUGUACUUCUUCUCAUUGUCUAGGUAUCUCUUUCUAUCUAAAUAUUCCCCACUUCUCCCUGAUCAUGGGUACCCUGGUUGUAAAAGUGAGGGCUGGUCCCCCACACUUCCAUUUUAAACACUUAUAGUCACAAACAUUUCCCACUGAACAGUUUGAUGGAAGAAAUGAAUAUAAACUAGUUAUGGUGACACAUGCCUGUGUUUUCAGCCAUGGUUGGUUGAGUCUGUGGAGACUGCCUCAAGUUCCAAGUCAGCCUGGAUAUGAAACUCGUUAAACUAAGGCACUAAAACAACAACAACAACAGUAACAAACACCUAAAAUUUAUGGAAGCCCUGACAUUCAGGACUGGAGCUAUGGCUCACUGGUUAACAGUGCUUGCUGCUCUUCCUAAGGGCAGUGGUUCAGUUCCUAGCACCUAUGCUCUAUGGCUCAUAACCGCCAGUAACGCCUAUCUUCGAGGAUCUGACACCCAAUUUUGGCCUCUGUGAUCAUGGGCAUAGAUCUACACAGACAUACAUACAAAAACAUAAAAAUACAACAGGACACCUCCCCACAAAUUGUGGCGUUCCAUAAUGGAGAGACCUGUACAUAUUUUCCCUAGUCCAAAUGCGUCUUUAUAAAGAUACUAGUCAGUGCUUGAUACUACAUGCUGUUUUUGUUUGUAAAGAAUAUUGUUCUCUUUUUAAAAUUUUUUUGAGCCCAAAUCUUGUGUAGCUUAGCCCAGCCUAUCCAGGAACUGUGUAAACCAGGUGGGCUUCAAGCUCUUGGAGAUCCUCCAAUCUUAAAUCUCGCCAGUGUACGAGUUACAGUUGCUGGAAGUUGACACACUUCCCAUGUUUAAAAUUCUGCAUAGCAACAAAAAGCUCUCGAAAGAGGACUUUGUAAUCUCACGAGAAUCUGGGAACAAGUGCAAACAGUUGCUGGGCAGUUGGCAUACAUUCCAUAUUUAAAAUUCUGCAUAGCAACAAAAAGCUCUCGAAAGAGGACUUGGUAAUCUCGCGAGAAUCUGGGAGCAUGGGCAGCAACUGCCUCUUUUGAUAGCUGAUUGGCUGCUCAGUAAGUGUGAGGUUGGUUGUGAGGUUGGCUGUGAGGCGUGGCAUUGGGCACUGGCAUUCUGCCAUAGCUCCAGAGGCGGUUGGAGGUACCGUCUUUCUCAGAGUCCAGAGACUGCCACCGAGCUUCUGUCUAGAAGUCACCUCGUGAGUCCCACACACCUCUGCUUAUAAAGCCAUCAAACCUCACCUAGUCCUCAAAAGAUGAUGAGUAAGGGUGGGGUUGGGAGCAAUGACAGCUCUUCUGGUGGUGAUGGGGCUAGUGGAGCUAGUGGCAGCCAUGAGGAAACCAGAGGUCAGGACUUGGGGCUUCCCUUGACCAUGAUGAGUAGGCCUGGAAUUCACAGCAUUGUGCCUUGCUUCAUAAGUCAGUUGCUCACUGCCAUUGAGGUUGAUAAUGUAUUUAAGGUCAGGGGGUUUACACUUCACCGGGUCUCCAUCGUGGGGAUGAUUAUGGAGGCCAAGAAAGCUUCGCAGUACAUCAUGUACAAGAUCGAUGAUAUGACCGCAAAGGGUAUUGAGGGCAGGCAGCCCCUGUCUCGAGAGAGAGCCAGGCAACCUGUGAUUCCGCUGCCAGUUGGAGUGUAUGCCAAAGUGCUUGGUGUCCUCCAGUCCUCGGAUGGAAGCACACUGCUUGGGAUCCUGAGCAUCCGCAUUCUAGAAGAUAUGAAUGAGCUGUCCACACACACCCUGGAGGUCGUCAAUGUCCACAUGAUGCUGGAUCAAAGCCAUGAAGGCGUGACCACAGGAAGGCAGCUCUUGACGCAGGCCCGAGCCCCAGAGUCAGUUGCCAGGGUUUCUAAGUAUUCUGGUCUUAAUUUCAUCCAUAAGGAGGUGCUGUUUCUGAUUCAAGAGUGUUCUCACCAGGAAGGGAAGGCUGUCACUGAGGUGCGAAGGGAGCUCCUUGGAGUUACUGAGGAAGCCGUCACUCAAGCCAUCGAGUAUCUGAUUAUGACAGGACACAUCUCGCCCACCAUCGAUCGCCAACACCUUAAAAUUGUUGGCUGAGACAAAGAACUGAGUGAAGUUUCUGAAGAUGUUUUUGUUUUGCUGUUUUGACUUUUAGGAAAUACUAUUUAUUUCAAAAGACAACAAAAAGUAAAAACCAAAAACAAAAACAACCAAAAAAACCAAUCAAAACUGAGCAAAAUUCUCAGCUGGCAUCUGUUAACGUGCUAUUUCUAGCUCUGUUAAACUUGUUCUGAAGGUAUUUGAAGAGUGUUGGACCCAAAGACUGGACUUUAGUACAGUUUCUUUCCAAAAUAGUAGAAAUACCGUAGGAUAGAUUUGUAGAAGAAAAAAAUUGUGUCCAAAUUAGAAUUAUUUUUCCUGUUUCAAUUAAUCUUUGUCAUGUUAACUUUCCCUAAAUAUGAUACAAGA
Messenger RNA from Peromyscus leucopus (white-footed mouse), 3115 nucleotides. It is a transcript of the gene Rpa4, whose product is annotated as replication protein A4. The coding region runs from base 1940 to 2743 and encodes 267 amino acids. NCBI's taxonomy places the organism in Eukaryota, Metazoa, Chordata, Mammalia, Rodentia, Cricetidae. Gene Ontology annotation, cellular component: chromosome, telomeric region; site of double-strand break; DNA replication factor A complex. The record is from RefSeq and is a predicted model, not a curated record. The transcript has a single exon. Gene Ontology annotation, biological process: double-strand break repair via homologous recombination; nucleotide-excision repair; DNA replication.